This is a messenger RNA of Lycium ferocissimum, 2410 nucleotides long. RefSeq names its product cysteine-rich receptor-like protein kinase 3. NCBI's taxonomy places the organism in Eukaryota, Viridiplantae, Streptophyta, Magnoliopsida, Solanales, Solanaceae. Gene Ontology annotation, biological process: protein phosphorylation. The transcript is spliced from 7 exons. Gene Ontology annotation, molecular function: ATP binding; protein kinase activity. The record is from RefSeq and is a predicted model, not a curated record. The coding region runs from base 106 to 2055 and encodes 649 amino acids.
AAAAAAAAAAAGUAAACUUCCAUUUUCUUGCUGCAACAACUUCUAUCCCAUAAAAUUUAAGUUAUGUCAUCAAAUUCAAUUAUCCUACUACCUUAAUUCCUUCAAAUGGAUUAUUCAUCAAAAUGGGUUUUUGUAUUUACACUAUUUUGUUUAAUAAAUCAAUCAAUUUGUGAUCCAAGGGCAACAGAAGCAGCUUUAAUAUGUUCAAACACAACAGCUGCACAAUCUGAUCGACAAGUCUACGUGCCCAAUUUUCUAGCAGCCUUAGAUUCCAUUACACCACUAGUUGCACGUAACAAAUUUGGAGCUGUGACGAAUGGUACAGGAAAUAAUACAGUUUAUGCUUAUGGUGAGUGUAUGAAAGACUUAUCACAGAGAGAUUGUAAUCUCUGUUUUGCUCAGUGUAAAACACAAAUCCUAAGGUGUUUGCCAUUUCAAAGAUUAGUUAAUGGUGGGAGAUUAUAUUAUGAUGGAUGUUUUUUAAGGUAUGAUUAUUAUAAGUUCUUUAAUGAAAGUGUAAGUUCUGUGGAUAGGACUAUUUGUGGUAAUUCAAGUAUUUCUGGGGAUCAAAGUUUGUUUAAAGAAAAUGUUGGGAAGUUAGUGAGGAAUUUGGAAGUUGGGGGUUUAAAGAAUGAUGGGUUUUUAACUGCUGUUGUGAGUAAUGGGAAUUUGAGUGUUUAUGGAUUGGCUCAAUGUUGGGAAUUUGUGAAUGGAAGCGCUUGUCAAAGGUGUCUUUCUGAUGCAGUUAAGAAAAUUGGUUCUUGUUCUCCUAAAGAAGAAGGGAGAGUUUUGAAUACUGGUUGUUAUGUUAGGUAUUCUACUCAGAAAUUCUUUAAUAAUUCUGCAAGUGAUACACCUCCAGCUGCAAAUGGGGGACGAUCAAAUCGCUUGGCUGUUAUUCUCGCAACAACUUUGGGUAUUUCUGCUUUCUUGCUAAUCGUAUCGGCUGUUUCAUUCUUUGUGAGGAAGAAGGUUCUGAAACAAAAGAGAGAGAAGAAGCAGCUAGGAGCUCUCAUAAGGACAGUUAAUAAAUCAAAACUGAAUAUUUCCUAUGAAACUCUUGAGAAGGCAGCAAAUUACUUUAACAACUCCAAUAAAUUGGGACAAGGAGGUUCUGGUUCCGUUUACAAGGGGAUCUUGCCGGAUGGGCAGGUUGUUGCCAUAAAGAGGCUCUUUUUCAAUACAAGGCAGUGGGUUGAUCAUUUCUUUAAUGAGGUCAAUUUGAUUAGCGGCAUACAUCACAAAAACCUGGUAAAGCUAUUGGGUUGCAGCAUUACAGGGCCUGAAAGUCUUCUAGUUUAUGAGUAUGUGGCCAAUCAUAGUCUUGCGGAUUAUGUCUUUGACACAAAGAAUCUUCCCCCACUUACAUGGGGUCAAAGAUACAAAAUUGUAUUGGGUACUGCUGAGGGAUUAGCCUAUCUUCACGAAGAAUCAAAGCUAAGGAUCAUCCACAGAGACAUAAAGUUGAGCAAUGUUCUUCUAGAUGAAGAUUUCACAGCAAAAAUAGCUGAUUUUGGUCUAGCCAGAUUAUUUCCUGAAGACAGGAGUCAUAUUAGCACAGCUAUUGCUGGCACACUCGGUUACAUGGCUCCAGAGUAUGUUGUGCGUGGUAUACUGACUGAGAAAGCUGAUGUCUAUAGUUUUGGAGUUCUUGUUAUCGAAGUCGUAUGUGGAAAGAAGAACAGUUAUGUUUUCCAGAACACUAAUUCUCUUCUGCAGCAGUUGUGGAACUUGUAUGGGAUGGGAAAAUCUUGCGAAGCACUUGACCCUUUGUUAAAGGGUAACUUCAAUGAAGAGGAGGCAUCUAAGCUGCUUCAAGUAGGUCUUCUUUGUGUACAAGCAUCAGCAGAACUACGACCCUCCAUGUCAAGUGUCGUGAAAAUGCUCACCGAGAACCAUGAAAUUCGUCAGCCAACACAGCCGCCAUUCCUCAAUUCUGGUAGUUCAGAAUUUAGUCCAUUUAAUCUGCACGGAAAAAGAUUUAUCCGUCAACCAAGCUCCUCUACACAAUCUUCUGGGAAUAAAUUAACGGAGAGUUGGAUCGAUCCUAGAUAAACUAAGGUGAUCAAGAAUUAACUUGACUCAAUGAUUAUCUGGAAUUGACAUGUGAUUUUGUUCUCAGCAAAGGCCAACUUUUUGAAGGUGAAUUGUUUGGCCAACUCAAGUUUGUGUCUGUGAUUUGGAUUAAGGUUUGAGCAAAUGAACUUAACACUAAUUAGUACCGACCCUCCAUUGUUUUACUGAUAUUUGGUCUGAUUUAGUCAAAUUCCUUUUGUGAAUACCAUAUUGAGCUACCUUCUUUCUAAGGGGGUCAUUCCCAAUGUAACAUUAUUGUAUAGUGCCUGAAUUAUGAUACAGUAUCUGCAGCAGUUGCAAUUAACUAUAUCUACUGUGCUAGAUUUUCGAGUUA